Drosophila navojoa is the source of this 432-nucleotide messenger RNA. RefSeq lists its product as uncharacterized. The record is from RefSeq and is a predicted model, not a curated record. Lineage: Eukaryota; Metazoa; Arthropoda; Insecta; Diptera; Drosophilidae.
AUGAUGUUCCGAUCAGCGUUUCUGUACUCAGUGCUAUUCCUAAUUGUGUUCAUUAAAAUUUCGAAUACCUUGAAAUAUCUAUUUGUUCCUGAAAAUGAUGAGUUCUUUGAUGAUUGCUCCAAUCAACCGAAUAAUGUCCUUAAUAUUCAUGGACUGUUCGAUUUGUCGCACUUUACAAUUACACGCCAGGACGAUAUAAUUUAUAUGUCAGGCAAUGCUACCUAUAUGUGGAAUAUUCAAUCAGUGGAUCGCGUUGAGGUGAGCUUUCAGCUAUAUCGAUUUGAUCGCAUAGCCUGGGUGCAAACACCAUUCGGCAUGACAGUGCGAGACAUGUGUCCAAUUCUAUUUGAUGAGCCUCAAUACUGGUAUAAGUAUUGGACAACAUAUAUAACUAAUAAGGACGAUUUUAAGGGGAAAUGCCCUAGGCCUGGA